ACAGUUCGAGUUCCGUUAACCGAGGAGUGCUGUUAAUGUUACAGUAUUGUAAACCUCCAAAAGCGCCUCAGUAAUGUGUAGUAAAUUGACCCUUAAUUUCAAAUUAUAUUGGAACCUUUUAAUUACUUCUAAAACGAAGUCUCUCUCUCUCUCUUCCAUCGUUUACAAACAGUAAACGAUGGAAGAACGCAGCAAACAAGACACGACAAUUUAUUGCGUGAGCGACUAAAUAUUACACCUGAAAAAUGGAAUUCGAAACUACUUACAUUUUAAACUGGACAUGGAUGAUAUUUUAACUUUAUAUAAAUUGAAAUUGAGGUUUUGCUCAGAUUUUGAAACAAAACAGGGUGAGGUGGACAUUUUUGAAUGCAGGUACUACACUGUGUGUCACCUACAACUAUGGAUACAGUUGGUGAAAUGGAUGAAGAUCAAUUUACAGAAUAUGCAAUUCAGCUGAGCAUUCAAGAGUCAAUUCAAGCUAGCAAAAACCCAUCUUCUGCAUAUAGAAACAGUUUGGUAUCACUUAGUGAGGAAAACCAAAGGAUUGUAUCAGCUAUAGAGCAAGGUGAAGUAUUUGUCCUCCAGCAGCUGUCUAAAUGCACGCUUGCCUUUGGAGAAGCAGAUGAAAGGGGGUGGCUUCCUCUUCACAAGGCUGCAGUCCAGCCAAUAGAUCAAGUGCUGGAGAUCGUUCUUGAUGCAGCUUCCAGUCUGAUUAAUUUGGAACAGGCAACAUUAGAUGGAGAGACUGCUCUUACUCUUGCUGCUCAGAUGGGAUAUGCCGGAAAUGUAAAGGCACUCCUCGAGAAGGGGGCUUCACCUUACACCACGAACAGCAAGCAAGAAUCUCCUCUUCUUCUCGCUGUAAGGCAUGGAUCCUAUGACAUGGUGUUGAACCUUAUCAAAAACGAGGCCCCAGUGAAUCAGUUUUGUAUUAAACGAUGGACAGCAAUGCAUGAGGCAGCCAAGCUGGGUCUGAGCAACAUUGUGAGGCUCUUAAUAAGAAGCGGUGGGAAUGUUAAUGAAAAAGAUGCUUAUGGAGUAACACCAUUAGCAACAGCAGCUGAAUAUGGCCGGACAGACGUGCUGGAGCUUCUAAUUCUUAAAGGGGGAAAUAUUCAUGCCACAGCUGAUGAUGGAGCAACUGUGUUGUUUGAUGCCGCUGGAGGGGGGAAUCCUGAUUGUGUCAGUGUGCUCUUAGAAUAUGGUGCAAGUGCCAAUAUGCCCAACAUGUCUGGUCACCUACCAAUUCAUAGAGCAGCAUAUCUAGGUCAUUACCUGGUACUGAAAACUCUGAUUCCGAUAACUUCUAAAAGUGCCAUUAAAAAAAGUGGCAUAAGCCCUAUGCAUUCAGCAGCAGAUGGAGGCAGUGUACAGUGCCUUCGUCUACUCAUAGAAAAUGGCUUUGAUGUGAACGUGCUGCUCGCCCAAUACGUAGCUGAGAUCUAUGAAGAUGAUCGGAAAACCCCAUUGUAUUUUGCCGUGUCUAAUGCAGAUGUUACAUGCACUGAGUUGCUGCUUAAAUAUGGUGCUGACCCAAACAACGAUCCCUUAAACUGCUUCCUUGUGGCAGUCCGCGCAAGGAGCUAUGAAAUUGUGAAACUGCUCCUGGCUCAUGGUGCUGAUGUCAAUUGUUGGUUUAUGGUAGUGAAUGACACACACUUCCCUACUGCCAUCCAGUACUGUUUGAAAGAUGAGAUGAUGAUGCGACUUUUGCUGAAUAAUGGCUAUGAUGCCAAGUUGUGCUUUGACUGUAUGCACGGUGACAGCUCAGGAGCUUCCUUUGCAUGGAGACAUCUGGAGACAGGGUGGACCACCUGUGUGAACAAGGAUACGCCAUUCUGUGACUUUAUCACUGUGAGCUGGUUGGCUGACGUGGCUGGAAAAGUAGUCCGGAUUCUUCUGGAUUAUGUGGACUUUGUUCCAAUAUGUUCUAAAUUGAAGCCUUGCCUGGAGAACCAAAAACAAUGGCUAGAGAUCUGUGAGAUACUCGAAAACCCACGUCCACUGAAGCACCUGUGCAGGCUGGUAAUACGCAGACAAAUGAAGCUGUAUCGCCUGCAGAACCAGGACUUCAUGGACUUGCUGCCCCUUCCACUCAUUCUUAAACAUUAUAUCUUGUACAGGGAGUAUGAUUUAUAUGGAAGAGGCAUUAGCAUGAAAUGAGUAUUGACCCUUUUUUAUGACCUUCCAUACACAUUAAUUUUGAACAUUGCUCAAUAAUAAUUUCAAAAAUAAUAAAACCAUGUUUUAAGCUUGCACACAUGUUAAGGUUUAUAUAUAGUGUUUACAGUAUUACAAAAAAAAAUACUGAUGAAAUAUAACAGAAAGUUAUAGAAGUCAAGUUAUAGAUGUGCUGCAGAUACACAGUGUGUGCAUAUACUAUAUUGCAUUGCUUUUUUAAAAAUUGUAUUGGCCUGCAUUUUCCACAAGUUUAAUUUUAUCUGCAAAGGUGUGCAUUCACAGGCCAGCACUAUCCACAGACGAUAUGCCAUCAAUUGUUGGUAAUAAGUAUUAUGUAUUUCUUGUACAGAAGUAGAGACAGUUAUAUAACACCACAGUUUUCAUACUGAAUUACGUUACAGUGUAUAAAGAAUCAAUAUAAUUUCAAAAUAUAUUU
This is a messenger RNA of Polyodon spathula (Mississippi paddlefish), 2617 nucleotides long. RefSeq names its product ankyrin repeat and SOCS box containing 15a (gene asb15a). The record is from RefSeq and is a predicted model, not a curated record. Gene Ontology annotation, biological process: intracellular signal transduction; protein localization to ciliary inversin compartment. Bases 367 to 2163 code for a protein of 598 amino acids. Gene Ontology annotation, molecular function: protein binding. NCBI's taxonomy places the organism in Eukaryota, Metazoa, Chordata, Actinopteri, Acipenseriformes, Polyodontidae. Gene Ontology annotation, cellular component: ciliary inversin compartment; cytoplasm. The transcript has 10 exons.